AGCCUGCGAAUGGUUUCGUGUACUCCCCAUGCGCCACUCAUUUUGGUUCACAAUGUUCACUUGGGUGUAAUGAUGGAUAUUAUAUGGACUCCGACAAGAUUAAUUGUGAUGAAAGCGCUCUUUGGCAACCUAGGAACGUUUCGUGCAAAGCAAUUGAAAUUUGUCAACCAAAUCCUUGCCUUCAUGGCGGCAAUUGUUCCAUAGUCGACGAAACCUCAUAUACGUGUGACUGUUCCCACACGGGAUACAAAGGAAGCAACUGUGAAGUCGGUUUCUUUACCAUUUUCGACUACCCUACGAUAUACCCAUAUGUUCUUUCACCACCUACAACGAUAAUUGCGUCACAACCGGCAAACAAAGUCCUACUGCAUCCAAUGAAUCGGAAUCUAGAGUUCAGCCCUUCGGUGCUUGUCUUUGAUCGGAAUAGUUCAUUGAAUCAAACAAUUAGGGUGAAAGCUAGACAAAUAGGCGUUUACUUUAUCGCGUAUUCGUUGUCUGGUCCAAGUGCGGGAGAAUAUGCUCUGCCUAAAGAAGAUGUUCUGUUUGUGUACUCGCACAAAAGUGUAACCGAUGAUUUGAAAGUAAGAAACACGAUAGAAAAAUUUCCAAUUGGAUGUUACAAAAAACAAGUCAAGGUUGUUCCUGGAUCAAACGUUUCCAUUAUGAUAUCUUCAACAACUCCUUUCGUUCCUUUUGGAUCAGUGUCUGUGACGGAAGGUGUCGUCGGUAUUGAGACCAAUAACUCUAGCAAAUUUCCCUUAUCAGUCGUCGGUGUGAAUUUACCAAACGUAGGCAUAAUUUCCCAUCCAAUCAACUGCAUAGACAGCAAUGUUUUCCCCUAUAGUAUUGGACCACUUUUGAGAUCACGUGUUCUGGCUAAAUCUUUCAUCAAUGCUGCAGAAAAUAGCUUGCCAUCGUGGAUGAAAGUUACGUUGAGCGAGUCAAAUUCAGUUAAAACGAUUUACUCCUCGGAAAAGAAGACGCACUUCUUAAAUGGAAUCAAUAUGCGCAAGGCAAGCAUUGGGAAAGGUCUACCGGUAGUCGACGAAUCCUUUUAUUCCAUGCUUUCGACAAACAAUCUGAACAUAACUGUGCAAAAUGAUAGUGAUAUUUUCAACUCUAAGUCAGUCGGGUUAGCCGUUGAACUUAGUCGACCAGAACAGUCGGAUGUCCUCUUAAGUUCUACUUCUGAAAGAAACGUCAUCAAAGACAUAACAACUUUAAGACAAAUGAAAAGAUAUGGAUGGAAUUUUAAAUUUUAUUCUGUUCAACUUUCCAGAAAAAAUGCGAUAAAAAGGCCGGAAAAGAACGGUUUUUGGGACGGUGUUGAAUUCUUCAACGUGAAAUCUUCGUCAGACGGCUCCUUUGCAGCGGUAAUAUCGCUCAAGAAACAUUUCAAAAAUACAACUUUCGCCGAUGACAUAAGAUUGGAAUUCGAUGGAACUAUCAUUGCUCAUGUCAAAAAUAUCGAUGAGAUUUUAGACUACCCCUUAUAUCAGCGUUGGGAUGUUGACCUAUACGGAAGCAUCGUCUUCUUGAUCAUGUUCAAAAUAGAAGGAAAAGCUGUCAACCUUCGUUUCAAAGGAGAGAAAUCAGUUAACUAUGCUAUUUUCGGAGACGAGAUCGAAAAUGAAACGCAUCGUGGAAAAAGAGGAUUUUUUCUCAACACGAUUAUGGAAAAAGAUCCCUUUUUUAAUACAUCUUUGGAGCGAUAUUUGUAUAUGAGUUCUAAUAGAACAAUCUCAUGUUUUCUUGACACACUCCUAUAUAAGGAGAAUCGUCAUUUUCAUCAUACAGAGAUCUCUGACGGUCUUAGUUGUGUCUUUAACGGCAUCUUAAAAGCCGGUGACUUACAAUUUCAGUCAAUGCGGGUAAAUCUUCGUAUGGGCAGAUCACUUGGUAAUGAUAUCAAAGCAGACAAUAGUGUUGAACUCAUUGGAACGUACGCCGAAUCAAAAAUUGCAACAUUUGGCAUAUUUAAACGCCACCGAGAUAUUUGCAUGGAUGUUCGAUUUGCGUUUUCGCAACAUUCCUCAAACUUUGCAGGAUCGUUCUGUGCUACUUCUAACAUUUUAGGCGUGGAGAAGUUGUUGAAUGUGAGCAUUUCGCACGAAGGAUUAAAGUUUAAAACUAGUGGUAAAUUGCAUGGAUUAUUCGAUGCGAGUAUGGAUUGCUCCUCCACACUUGUACCUUGGGAAAAUCAGAUCUUCGAUGUUGAGGGUCGGUUUGAAAGAAAGGAAGAUGGAACCGAUUUCGCAAGUGCGUUAAGGAAAGAACUUGCUUCAUUUGCGAAAAACGUUAUAUCCCAGGCCUCAAAACGUAUAGAAGCAGUCAAUGAAACCGUGAAACAAGCACAUGCUAGAUUAGUUAAAGUAUUGUCAUUAAAGGCAAUAGCACUGAAAAGGUUACAGCAACUAAGCAGCGAGUACGCGUCGGUAUCGGAAAAAUUAAGAGCCGCCCAAAUCCGUUUAAAAUCCUUCGAAAUUCAUGCAAGGAAUUAUUCGGAUGAACUUCAUCAACUAAAAUCAGAUUUAGAUGCGAAAGAAAGAUCAACACCUGCGGUUGUUACAAUCCAUCCACCUCCAAUAAUUACCGACCAACCAGAAGGAUAUUUAGCAGUUGUAAUGGGCGAGGAUGAUGAUUUACAAUGUAAAGUUGAUGAAAAUAUCGAGAUUGUCCAUCAUGAAUGGUGGUUCAAACCUGCUAAUUCUUCUACAUUUCAAAAGUUGUAUAACAAAUCCCACUCUUAUCUCGGAUUUUCACCAAUGAAACGCGAGCACGAAGGCUGUAAGAUGUUUUCCCUCGGAUUCUCUGCUGAAGGUUUUAGCCUACAAAAUUUGCAACCAUUUAGCUGUAAGUUGAGAGACUCCAAGAAUAAUACGGAAGGUGUUUUCGGGAUAUGCUCUUGGACAUUUCAGUACAUUGGUAAAAAUAUGACUUCGAACGUUACAAUUGAGGACGAUUUCAAACUCAAUGCUGAAAAGGUUAUUAAUGCUUCUCAGGAAUUACACGAAGAAAUGAAGAAGUUAAUUAGUGCAACAAACAAUGGUUCUCUGUCUUUCUCAACGGCUGACAAUGUGUACUUCGCUGAGAAAAAUAGCAUGGCUGUUCGUAAAUUUUCAUUGGUGUGCCCGAGGUCUCAAGUUCUGGUUCAAAAUGAUUUUAAAUGUGUCGAUUGCCCGCCGGGAUAUCAUGCUAAUCGUAAUGACGAAGAGAUAACAUCAUGCAUACCUUGUCCGUUGGGCUUCUAUCAAGCAGAAUCUGGAAAGAUGUCUUGUAAUGAAUGUCCGAAAGGAUUUAGUACCUGGAACGAAGGAUCAUAUGAGCAUUCUCAAUGCAAAGUAAUUUGUGACGCCGGUCACUAUGGUCUUGUGAAUAAAGGAAUUGGGUUAUGCUUUCCAUGUCCCAAGAACGAGUACCAGCCACGCGAAGGAGAACUUCGAUGUAUAAGAUGUCCUGAAAAUCACGUCACGAAAAGUGAAGGAGCAUCAGACCUAAGACAAUGUUUAAUGGAAGAAAUUGAAUUACCAACAACAGGCGCAACAACGAGAAAGAAAACAGAAGGUUCUACAAUAAAGGAUGCCAUAACGAGGGAUGCUACACCAAAAGCUUUUGAUAAGACCGUCAGCGAUGACGACGAAAAAUUCCAGUCAUUGACUAUUGGUUUGUCAGUUGGCCUUAUUAUCCUCGUUCUCGUUGCUAUAGGCAUUGCCAUUUUCGUUAUACGGAGGAGACGUUUGCUUACAACAAAGGGAAACCGAAAAAUAAUCGAACAGUUUAAAGCGGAAGACAAUCCUGGCACCGUUUCGUCUUUUUCAAAUGCUGUAUAUGACGAUUCAUCCGAUCAUCAUUAUGAGAAUCCAAUGUCACUGAAGGAUGUGGAUGACUAUUUUCACUGCAGCCGUGAUGACUCGAAUGGGAACCCAAGUGAGAAAGUAUUGGGAUUUGAUAAUGCCCUUUUUCAAAAAAUAUCUGGUCAAACAAAUUAGCAAAAUUAAAGUAAAGCAAGAAGUCCUGUGGAGUUUCAGAUUUCAGACUUUAUAGUGAGAUCUAAACUUACCUAGCUACAUAUAAUCUUGGAACUACGAAUACAAGUACAU
Dendronephthya gigantea is the source of this 4100-nucleotide messenger RNA. RefSeq lists its product as uncharacterized. The record is from RefSeq and is a predicted model, not a curated record. The transcript has 11 exons. NCBI's taxonomy places the organism in Eukaryota, Metazoa, Cnidaria, Anthozoa, Malacalcyonacea, Nephtheidae. Bases 84 to 3989 code for a protein of 1301 amino acids.